GACACUAAAUAAAGUUGUGGUGGUAGAAAACACUACAGAUGAGAUCCAAGAGCAGUUAGAAUGAAUGAAGCAUGGUGGAGGUCAGUGUGCUGUGGGUAUGGCAGGCGGCCUCUCAGUGUUAGUGGUGUAGAAGUGAAGUGGUGGGCAGACGCGCGUCACGCAACCAGCGCGGUGAACAGCGGAGCAGCGCAGCGCCGGAGCGAGUGCUAAAUACAGCGCAAAAUACAAAAUACACUACAGAGUCUGGACUGAGCCGACAACCACGUCAACUCAGAAAGAAAUACAAACAAAAGAGAACGCGCAACUUGCGCCUAUCAGAAGUACAGCGGCGCAACGCGCUCUCAGUCGGUAACAUGCCUGCCGUCAAAAAGGAGCGUCUGGACGGAGAAGAUAUGGCACUUGGUGCGUUCGCGCAGCCGGAAUACCUGGCUCCUUUAAACACGGCUGCCAUCCCGGUGGUGACCCCUCAUCCUCCGCCGCCCUACGACCACCUCUUCACCCAUCCGCGCGCCUACCUGCACCGGCACGCCGACGACCUGAUGCUGGAGAGGUUCUCAUCCAUCCCGGAUUUUCAGCCGUUUUUCGAUAACGGAGAGCCCUGCAUCGAGGUGGAGUGCGGCGAAAACAAGGCUCUGUUGUAUAUUAACAAACUGUGCCAGGGCAGCAAGGGUCCUUCUAUUAAACACCGUGGUGAGUGGCUUACCCCCAACGAGUUUCAGUUCGUCAGCGGCAGGGAGACCGCCAAGGACUGGAAGCGCAGUAUACGCCACAAAGGCAAAAGUCUGAAGACGCUUAUGUCCAAAGGAAUCUUACAGGUGCAUCCUCCAAUCUGUGACUGCCCCGGUUGUCGGAUUUCAUCUCCAGUAAACCGUGGGCGUCUGGCAGAGAAGCGCACCAUCCCUCUACCGCCAACCCGCGUGCCCAAGAAGGAGCUGGUCUCAGUCUUCAGCAGUGACGAAAGCGAGGGAGGUGAAAGGUUCAGUGUUGACCAUGCAGACAUCAAACAAGAAGAAGAUCUUCACUACAGUGCCAUGAGAAAGAGCCGUGACAGUGACCUCACAACGAUCAUCUCCAACCUGCACCACAGCCGACAGCACGGCAUGCCCGACAGCCAGCCGUGCUCUGACCUCAGUUCCACCUCCACACACUCAGAUGACGUUUUAGGCAAGAAGAGAGCCUACUCUCCCAGCAGCAGCAGCGAGUGCCCGUCCGAGAGCAAGAAGUCGCGCAGCGUGUCGCCCAAAGAAAACUCACACACCCCUGCACUGGACCUGGGAAGUCACAUGACCACUGAGGAACACUACAGGCGGAUGAUGUCAGCGCUGAACGAGCACGGCUCAUACGAAGAGCAGCAACAGCGCCUCUACCAACUCGCCAGCAGUAUGGGCGUUCCCAGUCACGAAAUUCUUCGUUUGCGUCAGGAGGCUCUAAGUGCGGUGAGAAACCCAGGAGCCUUGGAGGCCCACCUGCCCUCUGCAGGCAGCUCUUCCAGCCAGCGGCGGAAACAAGGCCUGCCCCAGCACAGGGAUGCACACUUCAGUGAGAGAGAAUUAUCCCAUCCUCCUCCACUGCUGUCACCGCAGAACGCCCCACACAUCGCCCUGGGUCAUCAUCUUCGGCCGCCCUUUCUGGGCAUUCCCUCUGCCCUCUGCCAAACACCAGCGUAUGGCUUCCUGCAGCCUGUUCAAGCUGAGAUGUUCGCUCGUCAGCAGGAGAUGCUUCGCAAACAGAACCUUGCCAGGUUGGAGAUGUCAGCCGAACUUCUGAGACAGAAAGAGCUGGAGAACAUACAGCGACAACGUCUGCUCGCCGAGCCGCUGGCUCUCCACCCCGGUUUGCCUGCCGAGCACCCGGCCCUGCGCAGCCUUCACGAAAUGCCGGACGACGUCGCCCGCCGCAACGCUAUGCUCCUCCUGCGCCACAGCAACGCGCCCUUACUCUCACUCAGCCAGGGGAUGACGGUGAGCAGCGCAUUUAAAGAGUCUGCCAGCCGCAGGAACUCGAAGAAAGGCGGCUCGUCGAGAGGAGACGGCUCAUACCAGUCCAAGGAGACGCCGGGAUUAGACACAGACGGACACGACGAAGACAUGAAAGACUCGGAUAGUGACGCUGAGACGGCCGAGGACUGGCCGGAGGGACUGUCUAAAGCAGAUGGGCACAGCCUGAACUCUAAAGUUUGCCAAAGCAAGGACACUGCCAAACCCAGUGAGGCAUCGAAGGAGCUCGGGGAAAGCUCAGGCAGGCUCAGCGGCCCCUGCAGCUCUGUAGCACCAGAAUCACCUGGCCAUCAUCUCUUCACUCCGGGACUGAGCAAAAGCGAAGCCAAGUAUCUCCCACCAGGAGCACUGCCCCCCUUUCCCCUGCUGCCGGGACAGACGCUGCCCUUUGGCUUCCCGUACACCAGCCCGUACUUUCAAGCUGGCGCCAUGGGAGGUCUGUUUGUGGACGGGGAGGAGGCGAUGGCAGUGGAGGACAUCAGCAAGUGGAGUGUGGAAGAGGUAUUUCGGGAGCAGGCUAUCGAUGGAGAGACACUAGCUCUCCUUACAGAAGAGCACCUGCUCAAUCACAUGGGGUUAAAAUUGGGCCCGGCCCUUAAAAUCCGCUCUCAGGUGGCCCGGCGGACUGGCAGAAUAUUCUACAUGACCAGCUUCCCGCUGGCUCUCCCACUGGCCCCACCUGCUCUGCGGCCACUGGACCGAGACCCUCUCACUUCAGAGACUCGGCCGCCCUCGACCCGUAGCACCUCCUCUCCCUUCAGCACUCCGUCGGCCUGCCGCACUUUGCCAAAGCAGGAGAACGGAAACCCCCCUGCUGGGUCAGCUUACGACUCUGCUAAAGCUCCCUCGUAGAGACGGCCAUUAAAACUCAGACGGCUUCUCUGUACGGCUAGAGAAGCUUUACAGGAAGGAGACAGACAUGGAAGGGGGAAGGGCAGAACGGAUGUCUUUGAACUAUUCUUUCUUCCUUUCACCCCUCUCUCGAAAUCAAAAAAACUUGAGGACCUUUAUUCUGAGGCACUUAGAACGUGGUGAGAAUUGUACAGAGCGUAAAAAAUGCAAGACCGAACAGCUCCACCCAGCGCAGCGGCUGCAAAUACGCCAAAUCCAAAGAUGAGCGAAUGGAGUCUGGGGACGAGACAGGAAGCAACAGUGUGUUUGUGUGUACUUGUGUGUACGUGUGAGUGUGUGUGCGAGAAGGACGUGAGCAGACAGCAGCGCUUCAACUUCGUACAAGAGAAAGGAAAAGCCACAAACGCAUCGUUCUUUUGUGACAGCCAGACAGACAGGCCGACCCUGCCUGCCCUGCCUGAACUCUGUAGUACCCGACCCCUUCGGAAAUCAAAAGCCCAUUCAUUUAGCUCUUUUCUGUCCCGGCUUCCAGCUGUUUCAAAUCCUCUGGAAUGAAUCUGGUUCGGAGAGUUCUCUGACAGAGGAGCGGAUCCAAACGCCGCGAGGAAACUCAUUUGCUUUUCAUCAGUUCAACUAUGCAUUCCACAGUCCAGUACCAAAGAUGAAUGGACACGUGGAAUUAUAGAUGAUAACCUGUCAUUAACCUGUUUACACUGAAUUCACCUGGAACUGACAGACAAGGUACACACGAGCGGAUUCUGGGCUCUGUAGAGGACAGUGAGAAGAGUCAUGUGAUCAAAUGAGAGAUACAGAGCACUUAAGACUCUUCCAACCAAAAGCCAUCGUGUGAAUCAACUGCAGAGUUAAAACGACUCUCUGACUUCCUGGGGCCUCAUUUAUAAAGAGCUAAAUAAAAUAUUUCUCAUUAUGGACUUUCUUAAAGUUUCUAUUAAUAAUUUAUAAGGCCUGUUUAUUAAUUUCAACUCUUAUUUUAAUGCACGCUUAAUAAACAUACU
Messenger RNA from Trichomycterus rosablanca, 3865 nucleotides. RefSeq names its product sterile alpha motif domain containing 11 (gene samd11). Gene Ontology annotation, molecular function: DNA binding. Bases 354 to 2849 code for a protein of 831 amino acids. The transcript has 13 exons. Lineage: Eukaryota; Metazoa; Chordata; Actinopteri; Siluriformes; Trichomycteridae. The record is from RefSeq and is a predicted model, not a curated record.